Molecule: messenger RNA, 3592 nt
Organism: Callorhinchus milii (elephant shark)
Lineage: Eukaryota; Metazoa; Chordata; Chondrichthyes; Chimaeriformes; Callorhinchidae
Gene: elavl2
Product: ELAV like neuron-specific RNA binding protein 2
Exons: 8
Coding region: 78-1256 (392 amino acids)
Cellular component (GO): ribonucleoprotein complex
Molecular function (GO): RNA binding
Source: RefSeq, a predicted model, not a curated record
UACGCCUUCCCUUUUUCGUAGGACUACUCUAAACUUUUCUACUCGUAAAAGCCAAAAGACGGCAACUCCAAACUAACAUGGCAGUCAGACUGUGUGAUGUGGCUACUCUGCUUAGAAGUGGUUCGUGGGCUGCAGAGCCUUGGACUGGGCAGGUAAUUGCUGCAAUGGAAACGCAACUGUCCAAUGGUCCAACUUGUAAUAACACAACGAAUGGUCCUUCAAACUCCAACACUGGCACAAACAACUGCUCAUCACCUGUUGACAGUAACACCAUGCCAGAGGACAGCAAAACCAACUUAAUAGUCAACUAUUUGCCACAAAACAUGACGCAGGAGGAGCUCAAAAGCCUGUUUGGUAGCAUUGGAGAAAUAGAGUCCUGCAAACUUGUACGAGACAAAAUAACAGGUCAAAGCCUUGGUUAUGGAUUUGUGAACUACGUAGAUCCGAAGGAUGCUGAGAAAGCCAUCAACACAUUAAAUGGCCUCAGACUUCAAACUAAAACAAUUAAGGUUUCUUAUGCUCGUCCCAGCUCUGCUUCCAUCAGAGAUGCAAAUUUAUAUGUCAGUGGACUCCCAAAAACUAUGUCCCAAAAGGAACUGGAGCAGCUUUUUACCCAGUACGGACGCAUUAUUACCUCAAGAAUCCUUGUGGACCAAGUCACUGGGGUGUCCAGGGGCGUUGGCUUCAUUCGGUUUGAUAAGAGAGUGGAAGCGGAGGAAGCGAUCAAAGGGCUGAAUGGGCAAAAGCCUCCGGGUGCCACAGAGCCGAUCACGGUCAAGUUUGCCAACAAUCCAAGUCAGAAAACCAAUCAAGCAAUCCUCUCGCAACUGUACCAGUCUCCAAACAGAAGAUACCCCGGGCCCCUGCAUCAUCAAGCGCAGAGGCUAAGGUUGGACAAUCUUCUAAAUAUGGCUUAUGGUGUGAAAAGGUUUUCACCAAUGACCAUUGAUGGAAUGACCAGUUUGGCGGGCAUCAAUAUCCCUGGGCAUGCCGGAACAGGCUGGUGUAUCUUUGUUUACAAUCUGGCACCUGAUGCAGAUGAGAGUAUUCUUUGGCAAAUGUUUGGACCAUUUGGUGCAGUGACCAACGUGAAAGUCAUCCGUGACUUUAACACAAACAAGUGCAAAGGCUUCGGAUUUGUGACUAUGACCAACUACGAUGAGGCAGCCAUGGCAAUAGCCAGCUUAAACGGAUAUCGUCUAGGGGACAGAGUACUGCAGGUUUCCUUCAAAACCAACAAAACGCACAAAGCCUAAUAUGUAACAUAACUGUUAUAGCUAUUCAAGGAAACACAAGUUAAAGGCAAAACUUUAUAUACUAGUGCAAAGACUUUGUAAGUCAGUGUUAAAGUAUGACUAUUUAGCAUCCUAAGAAUAUGUGAGAGGAUUUUAUAUUGCUGGUACCUUUGCAUUAAAUCUUCUUUCAUAGCUUUUAUGUUUGGGGGAAAAAAUGGACAAGAGAUGCAGGGUUUUUUACCUGCCCCAAAACAUUACCUCCUUUGAGAUGGAGGUGGACCUUUUAAAAGAAACUGUUUCAGCUGAAGGAAGAAAGAAAAUAACUCCUAGAUUUUUACGCAACUGCCUUGAAACAGUGCAUAAAGUGAAUUUGUGAGGCUUUUUUUUUUGGUAAACAUUCAUUUCAUUUAAAAGUCUUGAUUGUUUUACAGAACUGUUUUGAGUUGCUGUUUGUUUCCUUUAUGUGUUGUUAGAAGUGUUUAAGUGAAACAGUAUUUUAUUUUGAUAUUAAGAUUUUGGAAUUGGGAAAAGGGUGGGCUUCAAUUGUACCUUAUUGUAAGGUUCUUGGAAAAAAAAAUCUUUUUUUCGUAACACAGUACCUUGCCAAAGAGAGAGAGCCUCUUUGAUGAAGUGGGUUUAAAAAAAAAAGCAUCUAUUUUUAUAAAAAGAAAAUUUGGAGAAACUUUUUACAGGACCUGGAACAAAUAUUUUGACUUGGUUACUUUGAGAAUCUCUUCAUAUGACAUCUAGUGAGCUUUUGAAAAAAAUUAAAACCCAGGAAAUUUCCAGUGGCUGGUAUUUAUUGGAAAGACUUGUCAUGUAGAGAUUACCUUGAAGACCUUUGUAUUACCAAGAUGUAGAACCAGUGGGCACUGUGGGUUUCAUAUGUAUAAUCAGUGGAUCAUCCUGGUUAUUGUUUGUGGCAAAAAUAGCUCACAUUUAAUUGUGAUUUCAAGACUUAAAAGAGGCUAACAUUGAGAGUGCAUGCAAAUAUAAAAUAUCAAAAUUAUUGAAAAUUGGGGGGAAAAUCUGUUCUUCCUCAAAGUAUUCCCUUCUGUUCGAGCUCAAGGUGUUUAGUGAUGUACACUCUCCUGCUGUAUUGUCUGUGCUGGAAAUGGGUGGGGGGAAAAAAAGUAAUUGGACUUGCUUUGCAAUACAGAUGUCAAAGCUGUCGGAAUACAUUUCGGAAAUGCAAAAGGAUAAUGAUGAGAGACUGCACCUGAGCAUUGUGUAAUGUAAAUAAGUCCUUGUGUUAUGGACUUUACUGCUUUUUUGUUUUUGACUACAUGCCAAGUGCUGUUUAAGAACCUUGAAUGCUUUGUAUGUUUUUUGUUUCAUGUAGACUGCAUUAACAUUACUUGAAGUUUACUUGUUUUGUUGUCCUAAUGACCAGAAUUGCAGUGCAUCAAAUUUGUUUGUUGUUGGUCUGUAGAUAGUCUUGUUGCAGCUCUUUAAAACUAUAGUGACACUGCUUUUGUUAUAUAUGCAUUUGUGGUACAAUGGGUAAAACCACAGUUUGAACAAAUAUGCUUACAUUUUCAUACUAAAAAAAGGAAGCUGUCCUGUUGAAACAUUGAAGUAAAUUUGCAAAUAAUGCUUAAAUCACUAUGGGGAGAUAUAGCCGUUCUUUAUCAUAACAGGAAUAAAUUUGAAAAACUCUAUUUUCAGAGAAGCAUCUAGCUUAACUUAUUCUUCUAAGAACAAAUUGGCCGUAGGAUUGCAGUCCUCGACCAGGUGCACUGAUACCUGUAGUUAAAUGUCCUGCUUUGUGUAAACUGAGAAAUGCUCAUGUACUCUUCCCCUUAGAACAAGCAAUGUGCUAUGCAUAACAUAGUUGUACAUUUAUCUUUGCUAUUGCUUUUUGAAUACUGUAGUUAUAAAUUCUCAGCCUAGUUGAAGUACAUAUACUGUGAAGCACAUGAAAGUGUACCCACAUUUUCAUGCUAACCCACUGACUGCUGAUAACUAACUGGCGUCUUGAACUAAUUGUCUGGGCCUUGCAUUUCGGGAAUGCAAAAGAGCCCAUCUACAGCUUUAAAAACCUGAGACCUCUGAGCUAAAUAUGAAGGCCAGUAAUUGAUAUGAGCCUCUAGUCUAUUUGUAGCCUAGUCAAAUGCAGAAAAAAUUUAGUGGGAAUUGCAUGUGAAUUGGCCUUCACUUUACAGUGUUGAUCAUAGCACUUAAUAAAAUGUAAGUCUGUAUUUAUUUGAAGUUGUAAAGUAUGACUAAAUUUACAUCAGUUGAUUGGAAUAUAUGUUCUUUUGAGUAUUUAAGAGGCUGUACAUGUUUUUUCCUUAUAUUGUGUUUGGAUCAUUUGUACUUUUUUCAUGUUCAGUACAUCAAUAAACAAAGUUGAA